Molecule: messenger RNA, 1683 nt
Organism: Postia placenta MAD-698-R-SB12
Lineage: Eukaryota; Fungi; Basidiomycota; Agaricomycetes; Polyporales; Adustoporiaceae
Exons: 9
Coding region: 1-1548 (515 amino acids)
Molecular function (GO): FAD binding
Source: RefSeq, a predicted model, not a curated record
AUGGCAACCGGAGCGGUCACUCCUGUGCUGAUAGUUGGCGCAGGCCCUUCUGGACUUAUUUUGGCUCUCACUUUGCUUAUGAGUGGGAUCAAUGUCAGGAUUAUCGAUAAGGACCCGGAGUUUCACGUCGGACAACGUGGUGUUGGUAUCCAGCCCAGGACACUGGAGCUAUACAACCUGCUAGGCGUACUGCAAGAUGUGCGCGCGACUGGCCUGGAUAUGAUGCCGAUCCGUUUAUAUAAAUUUGGUGGUGGUAUUGAUUCCCUGAAGACCUUCUACGUCUCUCCUCCGGUUGAUGCCACGGCAGCUGUCCCUUUCCCCAACCCGAUGCUUCUCGGACAAAAUCGCGCGGAGGCCAUCCUUCGAUCUCAUCUAGAGAAAUACGGCUGUUAUGUCGAGCUUGGAACGGAGCUGCGCACAGUUGUGCAGAACCUGGACUAUGUCACCGCUCACGUUGUUAGAAAGGAUGGUGACGAGGAGAAAACCGAAACAAUCGCAUGUCGCUGGAUGGUGGGUGCCGAUGGAUCUCACAGUGCCGUACGCAAGCAGUUACGUUUGGCAUUUGGUGGUGAACAGCGAUCGGAGCAAUCUGCGGUAGGGGAGAUUGAAGUGCAAGGAUUAGAUGUUGACUUUCGGGUGCUCCUUCAGUACACGCCACACUUACAAUUGGAUACCUGGCAGGGUGAUGUUGCGACCGACGGAGACUCCAGUCCGCAUAUUCGCAUGGUCGAUAGACUCAUGGAAGGGAGAGUGUUCUUGGCUGGCGAUGCUGCUCAUGUACACAGUCCUGCUGGUGGACAAGGGAUGAAUUCCAGCAUGCAGGACGGAGUCAACCUUGGUUGGAAGCUCGCCCUCGUCGAAAAGGGUCUAGCGAAGCCCCAGAUUCUUGUGACGUACGACGAGGAACGGAUGCCCGUUCUCCGCGAGAUGCUUAAGCUCACUACCGACCUGCUCAACAAGCGCACGGCCACGCGCGCGGAUGGUCGCGGCGGGGAACUAGGUCUCACAAACGACGAUAUCCUGAAGCAGCUCACUAUCAAUUACCGCUGGAGCUCGAUCGUGCUCGAUGAGCGUACGCCGCUCGUAAAUCCUGCUGUCUAUGACCCAUAUGGGCUGCUGGCGGGCACAGUCGUGCGGGCGGGCGACCGCGCUCCUGAUGCGCCUGGCAUGCGGGAUAUCCGGACAAAUGCGAAGACAUCCGUCUUUAAAAUAAUCAGCGCUUCUUGCCACACCGUCCUCCUAUUCUCCCAUGACCAGGCGCAAAUCAAGGCAAUCUCAGCGGUACUGAGGAAAUUUCCCGCGCAUGCAAUCCGGAGCGUGGUCAUCUAUGCGAAGGACGGACCAACCACGCCAUCCGCUUCGGAGGACGACACAGACCUAGUUUUGGUAGACGACGAGGGAUAUGCAUAUACUGGCUAUCAGGUUUGCGAUGCACGCGUGACCAGUAUCAUCGUCGUGCGGCCUGAUGGUGUGAUUGGCGCCAUCGUCCUUGGGGUGCAAGGGCUGGAGACAUACCUUAGGCUUGUCUUCUCUGCAGCAGCGACAUAAUUGUCACAUAUAGUUCCUGCUGCUUGUAAUCACCACUCAGUCUUCAUUUUCCUUGAAAGCUCAACGCCUCGAUGUAAUCAUGCAAAAAUCCCAGUUCUCCUGCGGUUCGUAGCAAUCAAUACCAGUACCUGUGCC